Messenger RNA from Emericellopsis cladophorae, 801 nucleotides. RefSeq names its product Chorismate mutase-like protein. Gene Ontology annotation, biological process: aromatic amino acid biosynthetic process; chorismate metabolic process. The record is from RefSeq and is a predicted model, not a curated record. Gene Ontology annotation, molecular function: chorismate mutase activity. The transcript has 2 exons. NCBI's taxonomy places the organism in Eukaryota, Fungi, Ascomycota, Sordariomycetes, Hypocreales, Bionectriaceae. The coding region runs from base 1 to 801 and encodes 266 amino acids. Gene Ontology annotation, cellular component: cytoplasm.
AUGGACGCUGCCGUGGACAUGGGUGAUGCCUCCAAGGCGCUCGAGCUGUCGAGAAUUCGAUUCCAACUCAUUCGUCUUGAGGAUACCAUCACAUUCCACCUCAUUGAGCGCGUGCAAUUCGCGUUGAACGAGACUAUCUACACGCCAGGUGCUCUCAGCAUCCCAAACAGCGAAUUGAGCCUUUUGGACUGGUACCUUAGCGAGCAGGAGAAGCUUCAGUCCUUGAUCCGGCGUUUUGAGUCACCCGACGAGUACCCUUUCUUCCCUGAUGCCGUUCAGAAGCCCAUUCUCAAGCCUCUCAAUUAUCCCAAAAUCCUGUACACCAACAGCGUCAACGUCAACGACAAAAUCAAGACCUUCUACAUUGAGAAGUUUCUGCCAGCUGUCACGCCAGACUUUGGCCGUCAAGACCGGGGCGAGUCAGAGGAGAACUAUGGCUCAACGGCCACUUGCGACAUUGCUUGUCUACAAGCUCUGUCCCGCCGGAUUCACUUUGGGAAAUUUGUGGCCGAGUCCAAGUUCCGCUCGGACGAAGAGAAGUACACACGCCUGAUCAAGGCCGAGGACCGCGAAGCGAUCGGGGAGGCAAUUACGAAUGCAGCUGUGGAAAAGACCGUGCUUGAGCGCCUGCGACUCAAGGCCCAGACCUACGGAACGGACCCGGGCAACCCCCAAGGCUCAAAAGGUGUAUCCAAGAUCAACGUGGAUGCAGUGGUGUCAAUGUACAAGGACUUCGUCAUCCCAUUGACGAAGGAAGUGGAGGUGGAAUACUUGAUGCAAAGACUUAUCCCGGAAGCCUAA